AGCUUUCAACGGCUGAGCAAUUGAAGUGUUAGACACUGUUUCCUGGCUUACCAUAGGCAGAAGGAAGAGAGAGCUGGAGGAGGUGGAUGUAGAUUCUAGCUCUGUGAAACUUUUUCUGUUAACUAAACGCCCCUGAGAAAACUGGCUACAUGCAAAAUUUUGAUGAAGGAUUGCUUCGAGGAAUACCUGGAUUAAUUUCCCAUGCUUUUUAAGUGUGCUGCGCUGCUCCCAAGGCCAUGUAAAGUUGGCUGACCACUAACCUCUCUCUGAGCAAAAGCCAGAUCCCAGGAAUUGUCAGUUCAAAACCUGCCACCACCAAGCCUGAGAGAGAUCUCUACCUUCAGGCGAUUUUUAUACUUGUGCAAGUCUGCAAUGACAUUGUACUACAAAUAAUGUGUUUAAAAUAGCCCAUGGGUGUGCAGCAGUAGCCUUGUGCAACAAGGGGAGCCAACUCAGUUAAAAUGGGCAACUCCGAGAGUCAGUACACCCUUCAAGGAUCUAAAAAUCAUAGCAAUACUGUUACUGGUGCUAAGCAAAAGCCUUGCUCCCUGAAAAUACGUAGCAUUCAUGCAAAGGACGAGAAGUCGCUGCACGGAUGGACUCACGGAAGCAGUGGAGCAGGGUAUAAGUCCAGGUCCCUGGCCCGCAGCUGCCUUUCUCACUUCAAGAGUCAUCAGCCUUAUGCGUCAAGACUCAGUGGGCCCACGUGCAAAGUGUCCAAAGGCAUCACCUAUGCCAAGCACAGGACAAGCACCUCAGGAAAUGAUUUCCAGGGCAACAGAGCUGCUUUCUCAUCAGAGAACAGCUUCCACUACGAUGACCACAAGCCAGCAGACAACCGCAUCACCUCGCGAGACUGCAAUGGACACCUUCUCAACUGCUAUGGGAGAAACGAGAGUGCUACCCCCACUGCCCCAGGUGAAGACCGCCGUAGCCCCAGAGUGCUCAUCAAGACACUGGGGAAGCUGGAUGGGUGUUUAAGGGUCGAGUUCCACAAUGGUGCUAACCACAGCAAAGGGCCUGCGGAGGACCCCAGGGGUCCAGUGCAGCUGCUGAGGUACUCACCUACAUUGGCAUCAGGAACCUCCCCUCUGCCAGAAGCCAGGAGGGACUCUGGUGCUGACUCCCCAGCCAGCCAGCGCCCUUCUCCCACUGACUCUCGCCUUCGUUCCAGUAAAGGCAGCUCUCUGAGCUCGGAGUCGUCCUGGUAUGACUCCCCUUGGGGCAAUGCAGGAGAGCUGAGCGAGGUGGAAGGCUCCUUCCUAGCUCCCAGUACGCCUGAUUCCAGCCUUCAAACCAGCUUCCCACCUGAUGAUGUCAAAAAGCCUUUCAACCAAAGCUCUUCCCUCUCUUCCCUUCGGGAUCUGUACAAAGAUGCCAACUUGGGGAGCCACUCCCCCUCUGGCUUCUGCCUUUCUGAUGAAUAUAUCGAUUCCCACACCAGCCUGAGCAAUCGCGUCUCUUUUGCAUCUGACAUUGAUGUGCCCUCCAGGGUGGAGCAAAGGGACCCCAUCCAGUACAGUUCCUUCACCCUCCCCUGCCGGAAAUCCAAAGCCUUAACCGAGGAUACUACGAAGAAGGACACCCUCAAAGGCAGAAUGCGACGCAUCAGCGACUGGACUGGAAGCCUCUCCCGGAAGAAGAGGAAACUCCAGGAACCGAGGCCGAGCUUUGACAGCUGCUCCGAUGGACUGAACACAGAUGUGCAGCUGCCCUCUCAGACGCCUGCCCUCCUGUGGCCAGGGGGCUCGGCUCAGAUCCUGUCUCACAGAAGCGAAUCUACUUAUGCGAUUGGCAGCGAUCCCCUUCAACAGAACAUUUACGAGAAUUUCAUGCGGGAGUUGGAAAUGAGCAGGACCAACACUGAGCGCGUAGAAACCUCCACAGAAACCGUGGAGUCCAGCAGUGAGUCACUAAGCUCACUGGAGCAACUGGAUCUGCUCUUUGAGAAGGAGCAGGGAGUGGUACGGAAGGCUGGGUGGCUUUUCUUCAAACCCCUUGUCACUUUGCAGAAGGAAAGGAAGCUGGAGCUGGUUACUCGGAGGAAGUGGAAACAGUACUGGGUAACGCUUAAGGGCUGUACCUUGCUAUUUUAUGAGACCUAUGGCAAGAAUUCUAUGGACCAGAGCAGUGCCCCUCGCUGUGCCCUUUUUGCUGAGGACAGCAUCGUGCAGUCCGUCCCAGAACACCCCAAGAAGGAAAAUGUGUUCUGCCUCAGUAACGCUUUUGGAGAUGUCUACCUUUUCCAGGCCACCAGCCAGACAGACCUGGAGAACUGGGUCACUGCCAUACAUUCCGCAUGUGCAUCCCUUUUUGCAAAGAAGCAUGGGAAAGAGGACACGGUGAGGCUGCUGAAGAGCCAGACAAGAAGUCUGCUCCAGAAGAUUGACAUGGACAGCAAGAUGAAAAAGAUGGCGGAGCUGCAGCUGUCUGUGGUGAGCGACCCCAAGAACAGGAAAGCCAUUGAGAACCAGAUCCGGCAGUGGGAGCAGAAUCUGGAGAAAUUUCACAUGGAUCUGUUCAGAAUGCGCUGCUACCUGGCCAGCUUACAGGGUGGCGAGUUACCGAACCCCAAGAGCCUGCUUGCUGCCACCAGCCGCCCCUCCAAGCUGGCCCUCGGCCGGUUGGGCAUCUUGUCUGUUUCUUCAUUCCAUGCUCUGGUGUGCUCUAGAGAUGACUCCGCUCUUCGAAAAAGAACACUUUCCCUGAGCCAGCGAGGGAGGAGCAAGAAGGGCAUAUUUUCUUCCUUAAAAGGGCUGGACACUUUGGCAAGGAAAGGGAAGGAGAAAAGAGCUUCCAUCACUCAGGUUGACGAACUCCUGCAUCUUUAUGGGUCAGCAGCCGAUGGCGCUCCCCGGGACAACCCCUGGGAAUUCCAGACGUACAUUCACUUUCAGGAUAAUCAGGGCGUUACUGUCACAAUCAAGCCAGAGCACAGAGUGGAAGAUAUUUUGACCUUGGCGUGCAAGAUGAGGCAGUUGGACCCCAGUCACUACGGCCUGCAGCUUCGGAAAUUAGUUGGCGAGAGCAUUGAGUGCUGCAUUCCUGCACCGUAUGAAUAUGUGCAAGAGCAGGUUUAUGAUGAAAUAGAAAUCUUUCCACUAAAUAUUUAUGAUGUGCAGCUCACGAAGACUGGGAGUAUCUCUGACUUUGGGUUUGCCGUCACAGCACAGGUGGACGAACAUCAACAUCUCAGCCGGAUCUUCAUAAGUGACGUCCUUCCUGAUGGCUUGGCAUAUGGCGGAGGAUUGAGAAAGGGCAAUGAAAUCAUGACCUUGAAUGGGGAAGCUGUGUCAGCUCUUGACCUUAAGCAGAUGGAGGCCUUGUUUUCUGAGAAAAGUGUUGGACUUACUCUCAUUGCCUGGCCUCUGAACACAAAAGCAACCCUGUGUACUUCCUGGUCAGACGGGGACCUGUUCUCCAGGGACCAGAAGCCUCUGCUGCCUUCCCCCAACCAGUCCCAGUUGCUGGAGGAAUUCCUGGACAACUUGAAAAAGAAUCCAGCGAAUGAUUUCAGCAAUGUCCCUGACAUCAGCACUGGUAUGAAAAGGAGUCAGACUGAUGGCACUCUGGACCAAGUCAGCCACCGAGAGAAAGUGGAGCCGACGUGCAGGAGUGCUGAACAGAUCACCACACUGUGUAGGGGCUUUAGCGACACCCAAAACAAGAGUAUGGAAGGACCCAGGGAGAGUCAGGACCCACCUCCAAGGCCUCUGGCCCGCCACCUGUCUGAUGCAGACCGCCUCCGGAAAGUCAUCCAGGAGCUCGUGGACACGGAGAAGUCUUAUGUGAAGGAUCUGAGCUGCCUCUUUGAGCUGUACCUGGAGCCACUUCAGAAUGAGACUUUCCUUACCCAAGAUGAGAUGGAGUCACUUUUUGGAAGCUUGCCAGAGAUGCUGGAGUUUCAGAAGGUGUUUCUGGAGACUCUGGAGGAUGGGAUCUCUGCUUCCUCUGACUUUGAUAUACUGGAAACUCCCUCACAGUUUAGAAAGUUGCUAUUUUCCCUUGGUGGCUCAUUCCUCUAUUAUGCGGACCACUUUAAACUCUACAGUGGAUUCUGUGCUAAUCAUAUUAAAGUACAGAAGGUUCUUGAGCGAGCUAAAACCGAUAAGGCUUUCAGGACUUUUCUGGAUGCCCGGAAUCCCACUAAGCAGCAUUCCUCGACCCUGGAGUCUUACCUUAUCAAGCCAGUUCAGAGAGUGCUCAAGUACCCUCUGCUGCUGAAGGAGCUUGUAUCACUCACAGACCAUGAGAGCGAGGAGCACUACCACCUGACAGGUAAGCUAGGAUGGGCCUGCAUGCCCACGAGCACACUUGUUCUCCUGUGUACAGAUUCUAUAGUAUCCUUUGGUAAAAAUGAUCUCAGUGGGAAGUCCCAACGUCCUCUGGUAACAGAACUUUCCAUGGGAGAACUUCUGAUGCACUCUACAGUCUCCUGGUUGAAUCCAUUUCUUUCUCUAGGAAAAGCCAGAAAGGACCUUGAGCUUACGGUAUUUGUUUUUAAGAGAGCUGUCAUACUGGUUUAUAAAGAAAACUGCAAACUGAAAAAGAAACUGCCCUCCAAUUCCCGGCCUGCACACAGCUCUGCUGACCUGGACCCAUUUAAGUUCCGCUGGCUGAUCCCUAUAUCUGCACUGCAAGUCAGACUGGGAAACACAGCAGGGACAGAAAAUAAUUCCAUAUGGGAGCUGAUCCAUAUAAAGUCGGAAAUAGAAGGACGGCCAGAAACCAUUUUUCAGUUAUGUUGCAGUGACAGCGAGAGCAAAACCAACAUUGUUAAGGUGAUUCGUUCUAUUCUGAGGGAAAACUUUAGGCGUCAUAUAAAGUGUGAAUCACCCCUGGAGAAGACCUGUAAGGAUCGCCUGGUACCUCUCAAGAACCGAGUUCCUGUUUCAGCCAAAUUAGCAUCGUCCCGGUCUCUCAGAGUCCUCAGGACCUCCUGCAGCAGUGAGUGGCCCAGUGAGGGCAGCAAGGCCAACUCACUGGACUCGGACGAGUGCAGCCUGAGCAGCGGCACCCAGAGCAGCGGCUGCUCUGCGGCCGAGAGCAGGCAGGAUUGCAAGAGUGCAGCUCCUGCAGUGGGCGACCCUCCUGUGGGUGAGCCCCCUGUGGGCUUGGCAGAAUUUCCUGACAGUGUCAUCAAAGAGAGUGAUAUUCUGAGCGAUGAAGAGGAGGAUUACCACCAGACUCUGAAACGGAGCAGCCCCACCAAGGACAUUGAAAUUCAAUUCCAGAGACUGAGAAUCUCCGAGGGGCCUGAUGCCCACCCUGUGGAGCAGCAGCCUGGAACGGGGGUGCAUGAAGGCCCGAACGUGGAGCAGCCCAAGCUGGUCCGGGCCCAUUUCUGCCCCAUUAAACGAAAGGCGAACAGCACCAGGAGGGACAGAGGAGCUCUGCUGAAGGCGCAGACUCGUCACCAGUCCCUUGACAGCCAACCUGAAAAUAUCAACAUUGACCUCAAUUUUGUUCUAGAGCGAGAAUUCAGUGUCCAGAGUUUAACUUCAGUUGUCAAUGAGGAGUGUUUUUAUGAAACAGAGAGCCAUGGAAAAUCAUAGUACAAUUCCAUCCAGAUAAGGGUUACACUGCUCACUUUUUAAACUGGUGGUAAAGUGAAAAUUGCAGAAAAACUAUUCAUCAUUGGUUUUGUGCAGUAUGCAUUUUCCCACAAAAUUGUUGUAAAGAUUUAAGUUAUUUUAAUUUAUUGUGGAUCAGAAAACUAGAUUAAACUUGUCAGAAUCUGUAAAUUACUUAGUUUGUAUCCCUUUUGAGCAGGUAUCAAAAUGAUUUAGAAUCCUGAAAACUACAUUCUAAUUUUAAGUUAUGUGGAAAAAUGAUGGCGAAGUUGUGAUUAAUAGCUUUCAAAAGGAUCAUUUUUGUUUUUUCAAUCCUCUGGGCAUUUUCUUUGGGCUGUUUUUGCUUUAUUUAAAAUAUAUUUAAAUUAUUUUAAUGUGGAUUGGGGUACAAUAUGCAGAUAGUUCAUUUUUGUAGGGUUGUAAUAGAGGCUGUUUAUACUAAACAUGUCAUAUCUAUGUAGUAUAUAUAUUAAAUGCUUGUACUGUAUCUUAUAUUUAUUUUCUCUACCAAGCUGUACAGUAAAAGGAACAUAAGUCACCUGGUCACUGGUAUUUU
Messenger RNA from Octodon degus (degu), 6129 nucleotides. RefSeq names its product T cell lymphoma invasion and metastasis 2 (gene Tiam2). Gene Ontology annotation, molecular function: protein binding; guanyl-nucleotide exchange factor activity. Bases 462 to 5555 code for a protein of 1697 amino acids. Lineage: Eukaryota; Metazoa; Chordata; Mammalia; Rodentia; Octodontidae. The transcript is spliced from 27 exons. Gene Ontology annotation, cellular component: membrane; synapse. The record is from RefSeq and is a predicted model, not a curated record. Gene Ontology annotation, biological process: positive regulation of axonogenesis; activation of GTPase activity; small GTPase-mediated signal transduction.